AUGAUGAGAAGAAGCCUAGUAAGGGCAUUUUCACUAUUUAGACUGCCUUUUCAGCCCUUCACGCCAAAAAACCCUCAGCUUAUGACUAGCCGAAGCAGAUUCAUUAGCCACAGAUUUAUGUCAAGCCUCCCAAGCCACCAAAAACUAGGCAUGCCCUUAUUAUCCCCUACCAUGACUCAAGGAACAAUUGUGAAAUGGCUCAAAAAAGAAGGCGACAAAGUCAAAGCUGGCGAAAUCAUGUUUGAAGUUGAGACUGAUAAAGCCACGCUCGGUUUUGAAGUCCAAGACGACGUCUAUUUAGCGAAAAUCAUUGAGCCUGAAGGUAGUGCAAAUAUUCCACUCGGAAAGCCAGUCGCAAUUUUAGUUGACAGUUCAGGAGAUAUAGAACUUUCUCUUCAAUAACGCGAUAAGGCGUGCUUCCUGGUUUGACUAGAAGGUCUUUGGACUAUGAAAAUUUGAUGUUCCUUCUUUGUAAGAGAGUCAUACAGUGAAAAUAAAGAGUUCUGGCUGAUCAAUCUCGAGAACUUAAAGAGAGGCUAUUUGCAAAUUUACACUUUUGGUUCGUCAAAUGGAUCUGGCGAGCCAAUUCUGGCCGGUACUUGAAAUUAUAAAUGAUAGUUACCAAAAUUUUAUUAAUUUUCUGAUGGCAAGUAUGAUCAGAAUUUUAAUAAAUGGCACAGGAUCAGACAGCCCACUUAAAAAAUAUUGUUAAAAUUAAAAAGUCCCAUUUUAUAAAAGAUACAAUAAAUUUUGAAAAAUUAUUAUUUUAUUUUAAAAAAAAAUUUUAUAAAAAAUUUUAUUUAUAUUGAUAUAAUUAUUUUAAAGAUUUAUUUUUUAACAUUUGAAAAAAAUUUAAAAAAUAUUAUAAGAAGAAAAUUUUAAUAUCAUUAGUAAAGUUCGUAAAGAGCAACAAGCGCUUAGCACAAACUUUGGCUUUUAUAAAGCAGUUAGUCAUAAUUAAAUUGGCAUCAUUUAUUUAGAAAUCUAUCCUUCCGCAAAAACACAACUCGAUCAACAAGUUUUUAAUUAUUAACUCCAUUUUAAUUUUCUAACGAAAACAUAUUAGUUAUUAGUAAGUUCGUAAAGAACAACAAGCGCUUAGCACAAACUUUGGCUUUUAUAAAGCAGUUAGUCAUAAUUAAAUUGGCAUCAUUUUAUUAAGAAAUCUAUCCUUCCGCAAAAACACAACUCAAUCAACAAGUUUUUAAUUAUUAACUCCAUUUUAAUUUUCUAACGAAAACCAUAUGAGUCGUUAGUAAGUUCGUAAAGAGCAACAAGCGCUUAGCAUAAACUUUGGCUUUUAUAAAGCAGUUGUAAUUAUUACCAAAGGAAUUAUUAGAUCGGUUUGAAAGGAAUAAGUUGUCUGAUCCUGUGCCAUUUAUUAAAAUUCUGAUCAUACUCGCCAUCAAAAAAUUAAUAAAAUUCUGGCAACUACCAUUUUUCAUUUCAAGUACUGGCCAGAAUUGGCUCGUCAGAUUCAUUUGACGAGCCAAAUAUAAAAUUUUUCACACGGCCUCUCUUCAAGUUCUCGAGAUUAAUCAGGCAGAAUUCUUUAUUUAGGCUAUUUUUCUCCCCCAUGAAUAAAGAAUAGCAAGUUUUCAUAUGUUUAAGAUCAUCCGGUAAAACCUAGGAAUGCGCCUUAUCGCGCUAUUGAAAAGAAACUUCUAUAUCGCAGCAUUCAAAAAUUACUCGCCAUCCCAAGAAAACGUUGCUCCAGAGAAAAUCAAAGCUGAAGUCAAAGAAGUAAAGACUCCUAUUAAAGAGGAACCCAAGAAAUCGCCUGAAAUUUCUGACAGGGUUUUCAUUUCUCCACUAGCCAAAAAAAUCAGCAAGGAAAACAGCUUCGACUAUACAAAAGUUACAGGGACUGGCCCUAAUGGAAGAAUCGUUAAAGAUGACAUAAUUCAAGCUUUAUCAGCAACUCCUCAGCCUCAGCCAACCAUUCAGGCUCCUCAAGAAAUAAGAGCUGAAGGGUUCAAAGACAUCCCUCACUCUAGCAUCAGAAAAGUGAUUGCAAAGAGACUUCUUGAAUCAAAGCUGACAAUUCCACAUUAUUAUUUAUCAAUAGACUGUGCAACUGACACCCUCAAUGCUUUUAGAGCCAAACUUAAUGCAUUGUCUCCAGUCAAAAUUUCUAUUAAUGAUAUCAUUAUUAAAGCAACAGCCUUAGCUUCUCUUCAAGUCCCAGAGGCAAACUCAUGCUGGCUAGAGAAUUCAAUGAUAAUGUAUGAUAAUGUUGACGUUUCAGUAGCUGUUCAAACUGACAAAGGACUUAUAACUCCUAUAGUUAAGAAUGCCCACAUAAAAAGAAUAGGCGAAAUUUCAGCUGAAAUGAAAAAACUUGCUGAUUUGGCUAAAACUGGUAAAUUGACUCCAGACCAGUUUCAAGGCGGAACGAUUACUGUGUCUAAUCUAGGUAUGUUCGGCAUUAAAGAAUUCAGCGCAAUCAUAAAUCCUCCUCAGGCUUGCAUUCUAGCUGUAGGUGCGAGUCAUGAUGUGCUAGUCCCUGAUGCUGAAAAAGGAUUUAAGGCUUCAUCAGUGAUGACUGUUACUUUGAGCUGUGAUCAUAGAGUUGUUGAUGGUGCUAUUGGUGCUAGAUGGCUUCAAUCUUUCAAAAAAUAUAUCGAAGAACCUUAUUCAAUGUUGAUUUAA
Molecule: messenger RNA, 2652 nt
Organism: Blepharisma stoltei
Lineage: Eukaryota; Ciliophora; Heterotrichea; Heterotrichida; Blepharismidae
Source: the annotation of a GenBank genome assembly